Messenger RNA from Wickerhamiella sorbophila, 2658 nucleotides. Its product is annotated as Autophagy-related protein 11. Gene Ontology annotation, biological process: reticulophagy; autophagosome assembly; autophagy of mitochondrion. The transcript has a single exon. Gene Ontology annotation, molecular function: molecular adaptor activity; protein kinase binding. The record is from RefSeq and is a predicted model, not a curated record. The coding region runs from base 1 to 2658 and encodes 885 amino acids. NCBI's taxonomy places the organism in Eukaryota, Fungi, Ascomycota, Dipodascomycetes, Dipodascales, Trichomonascaceae. Gene Ontology annotation, cellular component: phagophore assembly site membrane; extrinsic component of membrane; Atg1/ULK1 kinase complex.
AUGGAUCUUUACAACAGCUACACAGGAAAGGCCACGGUACUUGACCCGGAACGGGUCCACAGCCUCAAUGAACUGAACCAACUUUUGGAGCAGCAGUUCGCAAUUGAUCCGCAGCACCAGUUACUUCUGGUCUCGCCGUCGGCUUCUCGCUUAAAAGAGCAGAUGAUUGCUGAAAGCCAAAAAGUAUACUUGUACGACCUUCAGCUGAUAUCACAGCCUGAUCUGGCUCGAUCAAAACUGCUUUCAAUGGAAGCCUCGACAGUGGCUCAAUUGGAAGAAGACAAUAUGGCGGCGCCAGAUCCCGCGGCUGCAUUCGAAGAUCUGGAGGCCUCACACAUGAUUUUAUCUCAGGUGGUUGUGGAUAGAUCAGAAUGGGCAAUGCGCCACAACGAGUUUGCAAAGCAGGUCGCCGAUCGCAUUUUGAAUCUACGCCCCGAAACUAAAACGAUCGAUAGUGGGACCCAUCUUGCUCUAAAUCAUAUGAGCAACCACCUCAAAUCUUUGAGGCGUACUCUGAUGAAAAGAGUUAAACAAAAGGAAGAUCUUGACAAAGAUAUAGCGCGCUGCAGUACUUGGUCGGAGAGCUGGGCUCGCUGCAAGCGCGUACCAGGAUUGGCCCCGAUAUUGGGUACACUACAGAGACCAUUGGUUGCGGAUAUGUUUGACAAGGCGCUCCAAACACAGUAUAAGAUAAAAAAGCAGCUUGCAUUGGUCGAGAAAGCCAUCACGUCUCUUCAAAACAGAGGCACCACCUUAUUAGCAACUUUCACCCAAGACCCGCUUGAAAUUGGGGUCACCGGCGUAGAGCGGCUGCUACGUGAGAUGGAAUCCUUGACCAACAAAGUCGUUUUCGACACCAACAACGUCAAGGCGUUGGCUGAUAAGGAUCUAGCGCGUACUAUAUUGAGUGGUCAUGAAAGAAGCUUGAUUCCAGAUAUUAAUGCUGUUCGAAAAGACCUUCUAACUGCUCUCAAUAAAGCCCUUGAUCAAAAAGUCAUUGCCCAGACCCGGCUAUGUGAAGUCAUGGCCUCCAUUUCUUCAAUCCAGUUGUCGUCUGCAAAACUGAAGCCCGAGCAGGCCAAACUCGGGAAAUUGCUCCAGGAGGCAGAUUCUUACAAGGCAAAAGUGGCGGAAGUCAUUGAGUUGCCAUUCUUAUAUGGUGCAUUCAUUAUCGAACUCAACCGUAGGCAAACAUGGCAACUAGAACACCGCAACAUGGUCGAUUUAAUGGUGGAGCGUUUAGCAUCGCUCCGAGAUGUUGAAUUAGAGCGUAUGGAUAAUUGGCAACAAUACUAUAUGUCCUCAGGUAUCAUGGCUGAGAUUUCUCACGAUCUUGUGCACAGCUUACCGGAGAUCGAAGUGAAUUUGACCAAGAUAUCUGUCCCAGACUCGUUGACUAUUGAAGACUAUCUUGAACAACUCGACGCAGUAGGUCUGAAUAGCGUUGGAGACGAACUGAGAGGCGAGUUGGAGGCAAUGUCAGAACAACUUGCCAAGUCUUUGGAAGAAAACGGACUGUCAAUGUCUUCAAGCAACUAUGAAAAUAAAAUUCGCAAGCUUGAGAGCAUAUUGUUACAGCUUCGGUUUGAACAGGAAAGAUCUACAAGCCACCAGGCUCGUACAAAGAGUGACUCAACAACUGUCAAAGAGACUCAACUAGAGCAAAAAGCUGCGGGUCUUGGAGAACGUGAAAGGGCUAUUGCUGAGCGCGAGCGCGCUUUUGCAGAGCGUGAGCAGGUGUUCGCAGCACGCGAGCGCGCACUAGAAAUUAAACAACGGGCGUUCGAAGAGCGUGAAAAGCAAGUUAUUGAAAAGAAAGCGAUCCAAGAUGGACAGGAGAAAGAGAUUGUUGCUAAACAAGAAGAAACAGUGGAGAGUCUCAGAGGAGAAAACCGCUUUUUGUCUCAGGCAGCCUUGGAAAUCAGUCGGAAGUUGGCCGAAGCAUCACGCGGCGUCAAGAGAAUGCUUGAAACUAUGGGUCUGCAAGGGACCAUUACAGUCGUAAAUGGAUCACCCGUUUUCGAAAUUGCCCGAGUUAAAGGGCUCCGUAGGGCCAGUGUUGCAGGAUCAUCUCAGGUGAGUGAGCCAAGCACGCGAUCAGGCAGCGAGCCAACAGCAGGGUCAACAGCCUCACCAGAGGCCCCCGAGGACAUACAAUGGCUACAGUCCAUCGACAAAGAUGCGGACUACAAGGCAUUUCUAGAUGGAAUAUUUAUUGAUUAUGAUUUAUUGCGUCUGCGGGUCAGCAAGCGAUUCGCGGACAUGGAGAAACUGGCUCGGCAAUUUCAGACUGAAGUUCAUUCGUACAAAUCAGAGGCUCGAAAGGCACAACACGAAAGCCGGAACCGGUUGGCGCUGCUUUCCUUCAAACCGGGCGACCUCGUUCUUUUCCUACCGACCCGAGAUAGCUUGCAGCAGCCCAAGCCUUGGGCUGCGUUUAAUGUAGGUGCCCCACACUACUUCCUUGACCCAAAGAUUGCGGCUGAAAUGCAAAAUAAAGAAUACCUGAUUGGACGAGUGAAAGAAAUCACCGCUUAUACUGUAAAUGCAUCUGACCCCGACCCCGAAAAUAAUCCAUUUGGCCUAGCCGAGGGUGUUACCUGGAGUAAGAUUGUCGCCGAUUGGCCCAACCAGGGCAAGGGUGUCAAAUGUGGAUAG